This is a messenger RNA of Momordica charantia (bitter melon), 2593 nucleotides long. Its product is annotated as lysM domain receptor-like kinase 4. Gene Ontology annotation, biological process: protein phosphorylation. Gene Ontology annotation, molecular function: ATP binding; protein kinase activity. NCBI's taxonomy places the organism in Eukaryota, Viridiplantae, Streptophyta, Magnoliopsida, Cucurbitales, Cucurbitaceae. The record is from RefSeq and is a predicted model, not a curated record.
AAUUUGUAGUAAGAAAAGAAAAAUUGAUCAAUAAUUUAUCAUUUGCAAGACAUGACAUGAAGAAAGUAGGCAAACUAUGGGUGGAUGGAGUGAGUGGCUCCAUUAUUAUGGUGUCCACUAGCCGCCGCACUCUCCAGGCCCGAUUGGGAGCCGCCGAUUGAUAGUCGUUCUCCAUUAAUCUCACUYUACAAUCUCUAGAUCCCUGCUUAAUCUUUUAAUUGUUUGUUCUUGAGUGGAUGUGGACGACACUAAACAAUAAACAAGCCCCGAUGUUUGAAAAUGUCAACUUCAUCCCCUUUCUCUACGGUCAAUGCUCCGUCGCAAUUGUAGAAACAAUGACAGCACUGAGAAAUGGGAAUUUUCAAUUUAACGCGCUGUUUAAUCUUCCUCUGCAGCCAAUUUUGACCUCUUCCCCAAAUAUUAGUAUAGCCUCCAGUUCCCCCAAAACGAGAAUUUCUCCAAUUUCUCCUCCUUCCACCCGAAUGGGUUCCUUCCACUUCCAUUUCUUCAUCGCCUCCUUGUUCUGUUUCUUCUCCUCCAUCGUUUCUCAGCAGCCGUACGUGGGAUCGACCACCGAAGACUGUAACAACCCCCACAAUUCCACUGGUAACUUGGGUUACUUCUGCAACACCCCCAAUCGGACUUGCCAAUCUUUCCUCACCUUCAGGUCGCGCCUUACCUUUAACUCUGUUUCCACAAUCUCUGCUCUGUUGGGCUCCGACCCCUCGGAGCUCUCUCGGGUCAACUCCGUCGCCGCGUCGGCCACUUUCCCGACGGAGAAGUUGGUGCUUGUCCCCGUCGAUUGUUCCUGUUCCGGUCAGUUUCUUCAGGCAAAUGUUUCUUUUACUACCCGAUUUGGGGAUACUUAUCUCUCGAUUGCACGUGAUUCCCUCCAAGGUCUCUCCACCUGCCAAUCCCUUAUAGCUCAGAACCCCAAUCUUAAUGCCACGAGUAUUAAUGGCGGGGAGAGGAUUGUUGUUCCUCUUAGAUGCGCUUGCCCCACCAAGAACCAAACUGAUAUGGGUUUCAAUUAUCUUUUGAGUUACUUAGUUGUAUCCGGCGAUACUGUUGAGGAAAUCACUGCGAGAUUUGAAUCAUUUGGUGCGGAUAUUGGUUCUGUACUUGAAGCCAACGAACUUCAAGAACAAUCCGUAAUUAUCCCUUCUACUACUCUUUUGAUUCCCCUUAAAAGUGAGCCGUCGGCCACUGGAAUGAGAGAGCCCGCCUCGCCCCCACCGCCACCUCCGCCUCCAUCUCCGGCCACUCCACCGCCUCCGGCCCCUAAUAGAACAUGGGUAUAUGCCCUUGUGGCCGUUGUAGGAGGAGUUGUUUUGGCAGCUGCAAUUGGAACUGUGGUGUUCUUUGUGUGUGUGAGGAAAAGGAAGAAGAAAACUAAGCAUUCGACUACUGAAGUUGAAAGCUUUGAGUCAUAUGAGAAGCCGUCGGAGAAGAAAGUGGAUGGGGAGUCUUCUUCCAUCACCUUGGAGAGUAUUUAUAGUGUUGCUCAAUCUGUCAAAGUUUACACCUUUGAAGAGCUGCGGGAUGCAACUGAUAAUUUCAGUUCAGCCCAUCUGAUCAAAGGGUCCGUAUAUCAUGGCACAAUCAAUGGGGAUUCUGCAGCUAUUAAGAAGAUGAAUGGAGAUGUUUCGAAACAGAUCGCCUUACUCAACAAGGCGAACCAUUCGAAUCUGAUUCGCCUUUCGGGUGUUUGUUUCGAUGAAGGGCAUUGGUAUCUUGUUUUUGAGUAUGCUGCCAAUGGUCCCUUGAGUGACUGGAUUGAUUCAAAUAGUAGUAGGGAUGGCAAGUUUUUGAGUUGGACGCAGAGGAUACAGAUUGCGGUGGACGUCGCAACGGGGCUCAAUUAUCUCCAUAGCUUCACAAAUCCACCUCAUGUUCACAAGGAUUUGAAGAUUGAUAAUGUACUUCUUGAUAGUGAGUUCAGGGGCAAGAUAUCGAACUUCAGUCUGGCAAGAUCGGCGGGAUGGGAAGAAGGCGAUUUUACAUUGACAAUGCACAUUGUUGGAACAAGAGGUUAUAUGGCUCCGGAAUAUCUCGAAAAUGGUCUUGUUUCCACAAAGCUUGAUGUCUAUUCAUUUGGGAUUCUGAUUAUCGAAAUGCUCACCGGGAAGGAGGUUUCAGAGUUGUACCGAAAGGAGAAUUUGCAGUUGCCUGAACUUCUUAAGAAAGUGCUUGACGAGAAAGAUGGCAAGGAUUAUUUAAUCCACCUGAUGGAUCCCUCGUUGGAAGGUAAAUAUCCCAAUGAACUUGCCGUUUUUGUGAUGAAUAUUGUCGAUAGGUGCUUAAACAAGGACCCGUCUCAACGCCCAUCCAUGGAUGAGAUUGUUCAAUCCCUCUGUAGAAUUUUGAGCAGUUCUUUAUCAUGGGAAUUGUCAAACACCUCUGUAUGACAAACCCAAACUCAUAACAGAGCUCAUCAGAAAUUCUGCUCAUGUCUGAUCAGAGCUGUUCUUUUAAGUAUAAGAUCUUACAGUUACAGUUCCAACCUUGUAAAUCCUGUCUGAUUCUUCUAGCUGCCUCAUUUUUGUAUGCAAAGUUGUAAUAAUGUUCAAAAACAUACAUCACAUUUCUUACA